Messenger RNA from Huiozyma naganishii CBS 8797, 846 nucleotides. RefSeq names its product securin (gene PDS1). The transcript has a single exon. Gene Ontology annotation, cellular component: cytoplasm; nucleus. The record is from RefSeq and is a predicted model, not a curated record. NCBI's taxonomy places the organism in Eukaryota, Fungi, Ascomycota, Saccharomycetes, Saccharomycetales, Saccharomycetaceae. The coding region runs from base 1 to 846 and encodes 281 amino acids. Gene Ontology annotation, biological process: chromosome organization.
AUGCAGGAUAACGAGGAUAAGGAGAAUGCUGUUGCGGUGCCGCAGACGCCCGCGAGCAAUAUUUUGGAUGGGAGUGGAGUCGUACUGAAACCUGUUGGGUCGCGCGGGAAGCAGAGCUUCAGCGUGAGGAAGUCGCCAACUAGAGGCGGACGGUUGCCCCUCGCGUCCAAGGAUAACAAUGCUUCUGGGCUGGUUGUGUCCGGGAAAUUGGGCAGACAACCCGCAGACCAAGUGCGCGAGGCGAACAGUUCGCGUAAGUUGAAACGGUACGGGUCGCUGUUGGGGUAUGAUAACAGGCAGCUGACGCGUUCCAAGAGUCUGAUCUUAAAGGAUCCAGAGGCACCCAAUGAGUCGAGUAAAUCUGUGACGAAGCGACUGCUGCUCGAUGAGGAGAUCGCGAAGAACAGUUCUGACGGCGAUGACGAUGGAGAUGAUACUGAUAUCCUCAAGAUACGAUCACAGCUGGGAGGCGGGUUGGACCGGCUGGUACGCCAGUCACAGAACAGAGAACUAGAGAUACGCCCGCAGGCGCAAGAUGAACUGCCGUAUAUCCCAGAUGGACAUAUUAUAUUACACGAGGCGGACAUAGCUAAGUUGCGGGACUACGCUCCAAGGGAUAUCAUGAUAGAUGAUUCUGGAGCAGAUGAUACUGAUGAUGAUAAACGUCAAGCAGACGGAUCGUCUCUGCAGUUGCUGGAAUUGGAAGAUAUACCUGAUGGGCCAGAGCAUACGCAACCAGAAGUACAUUUGAAUACAUUGGAUCGUUUCCCGCAGAUCGCAGGUUCCGAGGAUUGGGAAAACGGACUGACGAAUGAUGAUAUAGAAGACUUGAUAAACGGGAUAUGA